Messenger RNA from Cyprinodon variegatus (sheepshead minnow), 3740 nucleotides. It is a transcript of the gene ankk1, whose product is annotated as ankyrin repeat and protein kinase domain-containing protein 1-like. NCBI's taxonomy places the organism in Eukaryota, Metazoa, Chordata, Actinopteri, Cyprinodontiformes, Cyprinodontidae. The transcript is spliced from 7 exons. Gene Ontology annotation, biological process: protein phosphorylation. The coding region runs from base 159 to 2390 and encodes 743 amino acids. Gene Ontology annotation, molecular function: ATP binding; protein binding; protein kinase activity. The record is from RefSeq and is a predicted model, not a curated record.
CUGUAACCUGUCAAAGCUCUCGUGUAUGUUGUGAACUUUCAGUUCACCGGAUGAAUCACAGGUUUCUGUAGAUUAACUGGCUUAGAUGGAUCUGAAGGUUAAGACAAUUUUUCGCUGUAGGAUUGGACGGUAAGAACAUUCUGUGUUUCCUUCUACUCAUGGAUUGCUGUGACAGAUCCCCUGGACAGUUCAGGGACUUCAAAAAGGAUGACUUUGAGGCAGAUUGGAUUAAGGUGGCUGAAGGCAAAUUUGGCCAGGUGUACAAAGUCAAAGUGAAGCUCUGGCGGGAGAAGUGUGCAUUGAAAACCUUUGAUGCAACCUUGUGUGGUAACAACUUUUACAGGAAAAUAAGUGAUGAAGUAUCUAACAUAGCAAAACUAAAGUUCAAAUACAUUAUGUCCAUCUAUGGAGUGUGCAGCGAAGCCAAUGCUGUCGUUAUGGAGUACAUGACUAAUGGAUCCCUGAACAAUCUCCUUGCCAGUCACAACUUUAUGUGGAAGAAGAAGUUUCAGAUGAUUCAUGAAAUCUCCAUGGGCAUGAAUUUCCUUCACAGCAUGAAACCUCCGCUGCUGCAUCUUAACCUCAAGACAUCCAAUAUCCUACUGGAUGAUCAUCUUCAUGUCAAGAUUUCAGAUUAUGGUAUAAUCCAGUGGGAAGAUGGCAUGAGCAAGACUGUGUUGAUGGAGCGCCUGACAGCACGAGGCAACAUAAAUUACAUUCCUCCUGAAGUCUUCACCCAGUGCUCUGAUUCACCAGGAACUGCUUUUGAUGUUUACAGCUUCGGGAUUGUGAUGUGGGAGAUACUGACACAGCAGAAACCCUAUGCAGCUACAGUACGCACCUCUGCCAUCCUCUUUCCAUUUUUUGAUGAAAACAGAGGUCUUUUACGAAUAUACAUGAAGUUGAGCUUCCAAGACAAAGACAACACCUUAGGGCAAAUUACUAACUUCUCCUUUCUUGUCAAAGCCACGCCCUGUAGUAUUUCAAACAUGCAGUUAUGUAAUGAAAUAAGAAAGGUUAGCUUUAAGAGAGCAAAGUUCUUUGCAACUUUAUUUUACAAUUGCCUGAUCUGCACUUCUGUACCUUGUUUUCCUUUCACAGAUGACCAACAUGGCAAGUAUGGCAUUAUCGCUAUGCUAUCCAAAAAGGACUUUAGUAGUUUCAGGCAGUCUGUGAAAAGGGAGGACGUGCAGACACAGUAUUCAGGCCGAAAGAGCCUACUUCACUUCACAGUAGCCAGCGGUGAUGCAGAAAGUGUCAAGCAUGUCCUGAGUCUGGGUGCUGAAGUGAACUGUACAACUGCUCGAGGUUACACUCCCCUUAUCAUCGCUGUUCUGCAAAGGUUUUCUGACAUCAUCUCUUUGCUGCUGGAACAUGGAGCAGAUGCAACUCAAGGAGACGAAGACCAGUGGACACCUUUGCAUUUUGCUGCACAAAACGGUGACGACAGAACCAUCCGUCUGCUGCUAGAAAAAGGAGCUGAGGCUGAUGCCCAAGAAAAGGCUGGUUGGAUGCCGCUUCAUCUGGCAUGUCAGAAUGGCCAUGAAACAGUGGUGCGCUUGCUACUUUCGCGGCUGUCGGAGGACGCCACUGUCGCCCCAGAGGAGGAUGAAGGAAGAACACCCCUCCAUCUUGCCUGCUCCUAUGGACACCUCAACAUAGUCAAACUUCUCCUUGGACGGGGGGCUGAUCCCGAUGCUACUGACUAUUUUUUUUCCACUGCUCUUCAUCUAGCAGCAGAGCAAGGCCAUAAUCGUGUAGUAAGACUCUUGUUGACUAAGGAGGUCAAAACUGACAUUUCAAACAUCAGGGGAUACACUCCACUUCAUCUGGCUGCUUUGAAGGGCCAUGCAGGUAUUUGCAGGCAGCUACUGGCAAAUGGAGCUAACCCAAACUCCAAGACUGACCAAGGGUGGACUCCCAUGCACCUGGCAGCCCUAAGAGGACAUGACUCUGUGGUGGUCUCUCUGGAAAGUACAGGUGGUUCAGUGAAUGUAAAAGGCCAAAACGGAUGGACUCCACUGCACCUGGCCUGCCACCAAAGCGAAUCAGAGGUAGUGGCAAAGCUCCUGGCAGCAAAAGCGGACCCAAACAUCAAAGAGGACAGUGAGGGAUGGACACCCCUGCAUGUUGCCUGUACUAGUGUUAGUUUCCCAUGUGUCCUACACUUGAUAUCACAUCAGGCAGAUGUCAAUGUAGUGAACUCAGGAAAUGCCACACCUUUACACCUGGCUGCCCAACAUGGCUGUGUGUCCAUUGUUAAAGGUCUGCUGAUGAAUGGUGCAGACCGCACACUGAAAGACUCUUCUGGAUCUACAGCUCUGAACAUAGCCCAGCGGAGUGAAAAAUGGGAAAUUGUGGAGCUAUUGGAGAACGGAUAUGAAGCAUAAAUUGAGUUUUAUUGUAACCAGUGGGAAUAAAAUAGGGCUCCAUGUUACCAGUAAAGAAAAACGGUAUUGACCAUACAAGAAUAUUAUUUGGCUGCUGAUUAUUGCUUUGGUAAAACAGUUUAAGGUAGGACAAUAAAGUUUUGAAUGUUUUAGCAUAUUUGUUAUGAAAAGGUUUUUAUUUUUUAUUUGAUUAAAAGUACAAAUGUAAAGUUUCAUGUACAGGCUUUCUCCAUUUUUUAUGUCCAGCUUUUCAGCUAAAAGAUGUUGUAGGCCCCAAUAUAGAUUUUGCUCAGAUUGGAUGGGUGUUAAAUGGGCCUGUUGUGAGAAUGGGCCCUUGCAGUAUACUCACUUUGGUUCCCUGAGUAGGUCCAUAUUAAUAGACCCAGUUACCCAUUAUAUAGUAUCUACAUUUUAACUGGUUUCUGAAAUGGUUUACAAAUAAUAACAAUAAAAAAGAAACAAUUCAAUUUAUCUAAGGGGAUAUGGAUCCUACUUUACAUCUAAUUACCAUGAAGGUAGUUUGUAACCAGGGUGCAUGUGGUGCCCACCAAUAUGUGAUGCCUUACUGUAUGUGGGAAGCCACGUUGCCUACAUCAUGCAUAAAUUAGUUCAUAUAACACCAAUUUUAAAUGUUGGUUUGAAUUCAUAUUAAAGCAAUAUUUUCUAAUUCUUCACCAAAUCCCCUUAUCUCAAUGGAAUGGUGUGACAAAACACUGCACACUCAAAUAAUGUAUUGCCAAUAUUGCCAAAGCAGGCAUUUAGAUUACAGAUAAUUGCCUUCAGACCUGUUAAACCUGACAUGUACAUUACAGUGAAGCAUGAUCUUGAGUCUACAUAUUGGGUUCAAAAUAAGGUGAAGUAGAUUUUAAUAGCAAAACCUAUUGAUUCACCUCUUUGAAGCAGUUCAUGUGUACUCAGGGUACAUUCUUCUUGUUGGAAGAAAAAAAAAAGAUGAACAUUUGAAAGAAUUUCUAAAUCCUAUCAUUUCAUAUAGAGACUAUUAACCUUUAAUCUGGUUAAAUAAAAUUUGACAGACUCAACACUGGUGAUUUUAAAUACAAUUCUCCUAAGUCUGCUUAAUGGCAGGGGAAGAUAAUUAUUAGUUAUUCUUAACAGGGCGAUGGAAUUGCAACCCUGCUCAUGCAACGCUCAAUUACCACAGUGACAUCUUAUUAAAAUGGAAUUAAAUGCAUGGAUUCCGGAGCAGCAAUGACCUAUGCUUCACAAGUUUGUCCUCAAACUGCAUGUUCUGCACAUUUCACAGAGAACUAAGAGAUGAAUCCAAUCAAACCUCUAUAAAUGAGGAGCAUAGAUUUGUGCUGGGUUCAAACCAGGCUUCAGUGUUUUUUU